AUGUCCUUCUAUGACGUCCUGGGACUUCAACAGAAUGCUUCGUUGGAAGACAUCCGCCUGGCCUUCAAGCAGAGGGCUCUUGAGGUCCAUCCGGACAAAGGCGGUACAAAGGAGGCUUUCCAUCGCGUGUACCAGGCCUUUGAGACCCUGGUGGCGAGGCAGAGGAGAGAACAAUAUGAUGCAUGGUUGGUUUCUCCUAAGGAACCAGCGAGCCAAAAUAGGAAGGAUUCCUUCGCCGAGAAAAGGCACAAGAAGCAGAAGCGCCAACCGCGCAGGCAGACCAAGGACUCCGAUAAGACUCGGUCAAACCCCCCGCACAUGCCUAAGCCUCAGCCGUCGAGUCGGUCUCGGCUUGCGAAGAUUCAGCGACUUCUUGGCCGGCUGUCUCGUGAGACCCGCCGGCAGGUGAUCUGCGAGCACUUCAGCCAGAAACAGCGGCUUCUCUUGGAAAAGUGGAUGUCUUCAAUGCCUGGGCCUGCUGCAGGUGAGACCAGAGACCGUGAAAGCGUGGACCCCUGUGCAGCUUUGCCUCACGAGGCGGUCUUGAAGAGCGACUCAAGACCCAGGGACGAGCAAUUCGGGGUACACCUUGCUUUACCUGACCUCCCGGCUAGAAGGUACCCCAUCAAGGCGAAACCGCGUGGAAGAAGCAAGGUGCGGGGAUUGGGUGCAGAGAAGUAUCCGAGCGGCUUGACUGCGUACACGGCCUGUGUAGGAAUUGACGGCGUUGUUGUAACUUCCCGCAAGUGUGACUUGCCGACUGCAUUGGACUACCUGGUCAUUCUGACCAGCAUGAAGGAGCGUAUCCAGCUUGGAGAUAACCUCGUGUCCCGCAUGGAGAACGCACUUUGCCUUGCGGCCAAGGAGCAAGGGAAGGAAUUGCACGAGCUGCAGCUGAACCUCAGCCUCCACUUCCGCCAUGCUUACUGGAUCGGCCGAGAAACCUUGUGCACACCUCGGUGCCACUCUUUCAAGGCACUAGCAGACCAUCGACAGCUCCUGGGCCCCUUCUUCCAGCGAAAGAGAUCUCGGGCUUGGGCGCACCUUGACCCCCAGGCUCUGCGGGAGCAGUGGCUGCAGUUCCAGAAGAUGUACCUGAACAUCUGCAGUUCACUUGGCAUGCAGCUCACCAAGGUGCGGCAGCGCCUCCAACGAAUGUACAGGGUCAACGCAGACUACCGCCAAGCCUUGCAUCGGCAUUUGGAGCGGAAAGCUAUGGCCAGGGAGGAUCCGCGCCGUUGGAGGCAGAAGCAGCCCAAGAUCACUUCCAGGCAGAGGCGGGCCCACGUCACACAGGAGCGGCGGGUCACGUUGCUGUCGCGACUGCUGAGGGAGUGGCAGUGUGUCAUUGACAAGGACGACAGGCUUCGAUCAGAACAGCAUCGGCGGAAGCGUAAGAGCACCGAAGACAGCAGGGUGAAUGCUGAUCCAGAAGCCCUUGAUAUCUCAGGAUUCGUAUCUGCUCUUGCAGCUGCCGAGGCGAAGGUCGUCAGCACGUCAUGUGGCUUCCUUGCUUAUUUUCAGCAGGCGCUGGCUGCAAAGACAGAGAAGGCGUUCAUCAGCUCAUCGUUGGUCGCUUUGCCGGGUUUACGUUCGCGUUUUCCUGACGAAGAAAUCAUGAUACUCACCUUCGAUGCCGAAAUACUUGGGUCGCCUGCUUACAGCACUGCCCUCGAUGGGUUUGCAGGUCCGGUAGUCGGAUUGGACAAGUCCAUGCACCUUUAUGAAGUAAUCUCCCAAGAUUUGGCCCACCUCGACUUCGAGCGUGCAGAGAUUGAAAUGGAACAAUUGGCAGCUGAAGCUUUAGACCGCUUCCCUGGUACUAAAGCUAUGUUGCUCGAAUGUACCAACCUUCCGCCGUACAAGCAUGUCAUCAGACGGCACUAUGCAGGUGAAAUCCAUGACUGCCUGACCACUCUGGAGGGUGUACAUACUGGACUGGUGAAGGAACGGUUUCUUGCCUGA
This is a messenger RNA of Symbiodinium sp. CCMP2456, 1965 nucleotides long. Lineage: Eukaryota; Dinophyceae; Suessiales; Symbiodiniaceae. The record is from the annotation of a GenBank genome assembly.